Molecule: messenger RNA, 558 nt
Organism: Stylophora pistillata
Lineage: Eukaryota; Metazoa; Cnidaria; Anthozoa; Scleractinia; Pocilloporidae
Product: piggyBac transposable element-derived protein 4-like
Source: RefSeq, a predicted model, not a curated record
AUGGUUGAAGGUUCCCUGGGGUUUGACAUAGAAGCACAAGCUGCUGUUUUUCGACCGAGAGAACAAGAAUCAGAGUCAGACGUUUCAGUAUCUUCUGUUCCGACUGAAGAGUUAUCAGACUUGUCCGAGAGUGAAGAAGAAGAAGACGACGACAGUCAGUGGAAUGACAACAACAAUCCAGUCGAAGUCUCACCGUUCACCGCCGCCACUGGUCUGACCUGGGGAGUCACAGAGGAUGGAACUGCGAUUGACUUUUUCUACUUAAUGUUUCCAGAGGACUUGAUUGAACAUAUCGUCAGUGAAACUAAUCGAUUUGCACAAGAAUGCAUCGCUGCAAAACCUGACCCUAAAUGGCGUGAAUCGACACUUGAAGAGAUGAAAGCGUUCCUCGGAGUACACGUGUUGUUUGGCAUCAAACAGCUGCCAGCAAAUCACUUCUACUGGAGCAGUGAUCCACUCAUCAUUGUUCCAUCUGUACAAAAAGUCAUGUCCAGAAAUCACUUUCAUAAAUUGUCUCAUUACUUUCAUUUGAAUAACAACGCAAGACGAGUUCCGUGA